AUGACAACAUCUACGCUGGAGCAAGUGCGGGAACUUGGUCAAUGCAACCCGGACGCCAGAGCCGCAGGAACACUCCGACAAGAUGGAACAACCACCAUCGGAGGACAACAUGCUCGAACCAUCUUCACCACGCCAGGCGCAGCAGUGAGCAAUGCCACCGGUGGAGGCAUACAACCCGCCAUACUGGGGCUCAACCAGACGGUCACGCCAACCCAAGUUAACCAACAGGCUGACGGACACGGUCCGAGGGAGUUCACCCAGGACCAAUUGUUUACCAAUGAAUUCGCCCAACCAACCACAACUGGCCCAUACGCAAUCAGAGAGGAAGACUUGGCGAGAAAGUUGGCGGAAAUGGAGGCCUUGAUCCAGCAAAUCCCCGGUGUCCCGGCACCCAUCCAUAAAAGUUCGGAGAACUCCUAUGCCGACUCGCCAUUUGUGGAUGAAAUUGCUUUGGUGGAAAUGCCCAUCAAGUUUAGCUUUCCGAGCAUGCAAAUGUUUGACGGCACGACAGAUCCGACCGACCACAUCGCUCAGUACAAACAAAGGAUGUUCACUGCCGCAAUUCCUCGUGAAUUGAGGCAGGCCUGCAUGUGUAAGGGCAAUAUGCUAGUAGCAGGAAACUUGAAAAGAUAUCGGAGGAUCUGUACGCCGUGGUGCAACAGCGUGGUGAAUCUCUCCGAGACUAUAAAGGAGAAGGUGUCCAUCACCAACUGCAACACCCAGACAGCGGUCACCGCCUUUCGAAAGGGUCUCCUUCCCGACUCAGACCUCUACAAAGACCUCACCAAAUACCCUUGUAGAACAAUGGAAGACGUGCUUGCCAAGGCAUGGGCACAAAUCAAGUGGGAGGAAGAUCAAUACAGCCACCACCGAUCUUCACCAAGCAGAAACUCUAGAAGAGACUCCAGGGUGGAAAGGAAGACGAGUGAUAGGCGGUCUGAGCCUUACCCGUCUCCACGACAAGAAUAUCGAAGGAGACAAUAUGACCAACCCUACGAGACGCGACCACGUGAAAGGGCCAAGUUACCAGAGUACAACUUGUCCAUCUCACCGGCUGAGGCAGUCCUAGCUCUCAAGAAUCUAGGCAACAAAGUCAAAUGGCCAGAAAAGAUGAGGGCACCAGCCGACCAGAGAGAUAGAUCUAAGUGGUGCGAGUUUCAUGCCGACCAUGGACACCGAACAGAGGAUUGCAUUGCACUACGAUUGGAAGUGGCACACUUACUCAAAGAGGGUCACCUAACUGAGUUCCUAACAGACAAGGGCCAACACACUCUAAAGCAUGGAAGUGAUAGACGAGACGAGCGCAGAGAAGUCACCCCACCCAACCCGCCAAACCAUGAGAGAACAGUCAAUGUCAUUUCUGGCGGAUCAGAAGUUAGUGGGAUUACACAUUCCGCUGCAAAGAAGCAUACCAGGCAAGCCAGGUCUAGCAGAACGGGGGAAAAUGUGACUGGUCAAGCUAUGGCAAACCAGCCAACACAGACAAUCAGCUUUCAAACUACGGAAUCAGACAAGCUUCUUAACCCUCAUCAUGAUGCUUUAGUUAUUUCUAUCUAUAUUGCCAAUUGUUUAACGAAACGGGUGUUGAUCGAUAAUGGCAGCUCUGCCAAUAUCAUGUUUAUUAAUGCUUUCAGGGAGAUGGGUUUGAACGAGUCAAACAUAACUAGGAAGACUGCUGUCCUCAUAGGCUUCAGCGGUGAGAGCAAAACAACCGUAGGGGAGAUCGACCUACCCGUCUAUGCCGAAGGGGUCAAUUUGUCAACAAGGUUCUUGGUGAUUGAUGCCCCCUCCGCGUUCAACGUCAUCCUCGGUCGCCCAUGGAUCCACGACAUGGAGGCAGUCCCUUCCACCUUUCAUCAAGUGCAACUACAGGAAGAUGGUUCAUCCAACCCCAGGACGGACCAAUCACCACAACUAGAGCAACAUGUGCAGCAUGAACGACCAGACCAAUCCGACAAACCAAAAAAUCGAAAGCGGUCUGCCAGCUUUGUUGAAGAAGAAGCCGUGGAGAUAGAUGAAGUCCAAAUCAGUACAGACUAUCCGGAUCACAAAGUCCGGAUAGGGGCACAACUCAAUCCUGAAUUGAGAGAGAAGCUUAUUUCAUUUCUUGCUGAGCAUUAUGAUUGUUUUGCUUGGUCCCAUGAGGACAUGACGGGAAUUGAUCCGAAUAUUAUUGUUCACAGGUUACAGGUAGACCCAAACUAUCCACCAAGGAAACAAAAACGAAGAAAAUUUGCUCCUGAAAGAAACCAGAUCAUCAAUGAAGAAGUCACAAAGCUCUUACGGAACGGACUCGUCCGAGAGGCCCAUUACCCCGAGUGGCUAGCUAACGUGGUGGUAGUCAAGAAAAAGAAUGGAAAGUGGCGAGUGUGUAUCGACUUCACAGACCUCAACAAGGCAUGCCCAAAGGACUCGUUCCCGCUACCACACAUUGAUAUGCUAGUAGAUGCGACAGCCGGCCAUGAGUUGCUGAGUUUCAUGGAUGCAUACUCUGGAUACCAUCAAAUUCGAAUGCACCCUGACGAUGAGGAGAAAACGGCAUUCAUGACCAACAUAGGGUUGUGGUGUUACAAGUAUAUGCCAUUCGGACUGAAGAAUGCUGGAGUUACCUACCAACGCCUAGUCAACCGGAUGUUUGCGAAUCUGUUGGGACAAACAGUGGAAGUCUACAUCGACGAUAUGUUGGUCAAGUCCAUCCAUGCGAGGGACCACAUAGACCACCUGAGGGAGACAUUUGAAAUUCUUAGAAAAUACAAUAUGAAGCUUAACCCUACUAAAUGCUCUUUUGGUGUCAAUGCAGGAAAAUUUUUAGGUUACAUGGUCACCCAACGGGGUAUAGAGGCAAACCCAGCCCAAAUCGAUGCCAUCUUAAGUAUCCAGUCCCCCACAUGCGUUAAAGAUGUUCAGAAGCUAACGGGAAGGAUAGCCGCUCUAAGUCGUUUCAUUUCAAGGUCAUCCGAAAGAUGUCACUCAUUUUUCAACACCUUAAGGAGAUCAAAAACAUUUGAGUGGACAGAAGAAUGCGAGGAAUCACUAAAACAACUCAAGCAGUACCUGACCAACCCGCCCUUACUCGCAAAACCAAAAGACCACGAAGCAUUGUUGGUUUAUCUUGCCGUAUCCGAUACGGCCGUCAGCGCCGUGUUGGUCAGGGAAGAAGACGGAAAGCAGUCACCCAUCUACUAUGUGAGCAAAUCUCUGCUCGAUGCGGAGACCCGAUACGGUCAAUUAGAAAAGCUAGCCCUUGCGUUGGUUCACACAGCAAGGAAGUUGCGCCCAUAUUUCCAAUGCCACCCAAUCAUAGUCGCCACCACAUACCCUCUGAAGGCCAUACUCCACAAACCUGAGUUGUCGGGUCGGUUGGCGAAGUGGGCGGUGGAGUUGAGCGAAUACGACAUUACAUUCAAGCCAUGUACCGCUCUUAAGUCCCAGGUAUUAGCAGAUUUUUUAGUUGAUUUUACACCUAACCUUACCUUGCAGGCCGACAAGGAAAUCUGUUGCAUGACCGAACAACCCGACCAAGCUGGAACUUGGAAGCUAUAUGUGGACGGGUCAAGUAAUAUGCGAGGAAGUGGACUAGGUCUGGUACUCAUCUCACCACUAGGAGACGUGAUAGAACAGUCCAUCCGCUGUGAAUUCAAGGCGACCAACAACGAAGCGGAGUACGAAGCCAUGCUAGCCGGACUCGGAUUAGCUAAGGAAAUGGGGGUAAAACGCAUUAAAAUAUUCAGUGACUCCCAACUUGUAGUUAACCAAAUGCAGGGUACUUUUCAAGCUAAGGACGCUAAGAUGUUGGCCUACUUGGGCAAAACGAAGGAGCUUCAAUCAAGCUUUGAAGAAUUCAUCAGAAACCAAGUGCCAAGGGGGGACAAUGGUCAUGCUGAUGCUUUAGCCAACCUCGGAUCAGCGAUCCAGACCGCAAAACCUAAAACCAUAACGAUCACUUGUCUUCAAUGGCCAACAAUUCAAAAGGGGGAGACAAAUGAACAGGUCAAUCAAGUAUCAACAGAACGAACUUGGAUGACCCCAAUAAUAGAAUACUUGGAGAAUGAUGCACUACCGGAUGAUAGGAAUGAAGCGCGUCGCCUUAAAGCUCAAGCAGCUCGAUUCUCCAUCAUUCGAGGUAAACUAUACAAACGAUCAUUUUCCGGUCCAUAUUUGAAAUGCAUUAACCCUGCAGAAGCAAGAUACAUAUUGUCCGAGUUACAUGAAGGUGAGUGUGGAAACCACUCGGGUGGGAGAAGUCUUGCACAUCGUGCAUUAACAAGCGGAUAUUACUGGCCCACUAUGAAAACAGAUGCAGCUGACCAUGCUAGAAAGUGUGAUAGAUGCCAACGAUUCGCCCAAGUGUCACACCUGCCCCCGGAGCCCAUGACUGCUAUCACAUCACCAUGGCCAUUCAUGAAAUGGGGGAUGGACAUCGUAGGCAAGUUACCUGUUGCACCCGGACAGAAGGUGUAUAUGUUAGCUGUGACCGAUUACUUCAGCAAAUGGAUUGAAGCGGACUCUUUCCACCAAGUUCGUGAUAAAGAAGUCAAGGGAUUCGUAUGGAAGAAUGUGAUCUGCCGAUACGGGGUGCCCAAAGAAAUUGUCACGGAUAACGGAUCCCAAUUUAUCAGUGCAGACUUCCAAGAUUUUUGCAAGUUCUGGAAUAUAAAGCUCAAUUUUUCAACACCAAGGUAUCCCCAAGCAAACGGACAAGCAGAGUCUUCCAACAAGACCAUCAUGAACAUCCUGAAGAAACGACUAGAAAAAGCCAAGGGAAGAUGGGCAGACGAGCUACCUGGCGUGCUCUGGUCUUACCGAACAACUACAAGAUCAUCAACAGGAGAAACACCAUUCUCUCUUGCUUAUGGAAUGGAGGCAAUAAUUCCAACUGAAAGCGAAGUGCCCACCGCCAGAUACGAACUGACAACGGAGGAUGAAAACCCAGAGGCUAUGUGCCACGAAUUAGACUUCCUCGAUGAGAAACGGAACAGAGCAAACAUGCGACUAGCCUCGUAUCAACAAAGUAUUGUCCGACAUUACAACAAACACAUCCGUACCCGCACGUUCAAACCCGGCGACUGGGUGCUACGAAAGGUGUUCCAGAACACCAAGGAGACAGGAGCAGGCAAACUAGGCCCAAAUUGGGAGGGACCAUAUCUGAUCACUAAAGUGGUUGGGCAUGGAGCGUACAAACUACAAACGACAGACGGACGUGACAUCAACAAUAGCUGGAACGCUAUCCAUCUCAAACAGUAUCACACUUGA
This is a messenger RNA of Salvia miltiorrhiza (redroot sage), 5253 nucleotides long. RefSeq lists its product as uncharacterized. The coding region runs from base 1 to 5253 and encodes 1750 amino acids. NCBI's taxonomy places the organism in Eukaryota, Viridiplantae, Streptophyta, Magnoliopsida, Lamiales, Lamiaceae. The transcript is spliced from 3 exons. Gene Ontology annotation, molecular function: nucleic acid binding; RNA-DNA hybrid ribonuclease activity. The record is from RefSeq and is a predicted model, not a curated record. Gene Ontology annotation, biological process: DNA integration.